Molecule: messenger RNA, 1990 nt
Organism: Mus musculus (house mouse)
Lineage: Eukaryota; Metazoa; Chordata; Mammalia; Rodentia; Muridae
Gene: Rpf1
Product: ribosome production factor 1 homolog
Exons: 5
Coding region: 28-666 (212 amino acids)
Biological process (GO): rRNA processing
Cellular component (GO): nucleolus
Molecular function (GO): rRNA primary transcript binding; RNA binding; rRNA binding
Source: RefSeq, marked validated
UUCCGUUUCCGUACAGCCGUAAACAACAUGGCGAAGGCCGGCGAGAAAAGUGUUGGUGGCGGCAAGCGAGGCUUGAAGAGGAAAGCUGCCGCUGAAGAGCCUCAAGAGGCUGCGGCCGCGAGCGAUGGGACGGCGGAGAGCGGGGUGCAGCCCGCGAAAGCGGCCGCCUUCCCCCCGGGCUUCAGUAUCUCGGAGAUUAAGAACAAGCAGCGGCGACACUUGAUGUUCACGCGGUGGAAACAGCAGCAGCGGAAGGAAAAGUUGGCAGCUAAGAAAAAACUUAAAAAGGAGAGAGAGGCUCUUGGCGAUAAGGCUCCACCAAAGCCUGUUCCCAAGACCAUUGACAACCAGCGCGUUUACGACGAGACCACAGUAGACCCCAAUGAUGAAGAGGUGGCUUACGAUGAAGCGACGGAUGAAUUUGCUUCUUACUUCAACAGACAGACGUCUCCUAAGAUUCUUAUCACAACGUCAGAUAGACCUCAUGGGAGAACAGUUCGACUCUGUGAGCAGCUCUCAACAGUUAUACCAGAUUCACAUGUUUAUUACAGACGAGGACUGGCUCUGAAAAAAAUUAUCCCACAGUGCAUUGCAAGAGAUUUCACAGACCUGAUCGUUAUUAAUGAAGAUCGUAAAACACCGAGUAUCCUUUGGAUUUCAUUUUAAGGAAACUUUCCUGUCCUUUUCCUCGCCUAUUUUUAAACAUAUAAAAGAAUAGGAAAAGGCUUCCCAUCACUUCCAGAAUGGAUGUUUUCUGUAACAUUGUAUCUCUAUCCCAGAUGCUAUGUUUUGUUUGUUUUUUAAUUUAUCAAAACAUUUAUCAGGCAGGUGCUAUGGCUAAAACACUGCUGUAAUCUUUAGUAAAGGGUGCAGAUAUAAUAGUCAAGCAGCCAUAGUUCAGACAAAUAGUUCUGCCAAUUAACAGAACAUUGUUCGAGGGACAUGGACUUUAUACAGAAGCUUGAGCAUGGUCUGCAUGGGAAGGGGUAAUGAAUGAGGCAGAGGAGUAGUCAUUUGGAAUGGAGGAGCAUGACAGCGCUGGCCCAGGUGACACCAUGACUUUGGUAUCGCUUCAUCUUCCGCUCUCAGGAAGCAUAUCGCUUCAUUGUUCUGAGGUAGGAAUGAAGCCUUGCUAUGUGGCUCCUGGUGUUUUGGUUGCUAGGAACAAUGAAACUUUUCCUGUAAGUCUCACAUCUGAGACAGAUGUCAUCUGACUCCAAGGUAUUUCUGUUGAGAUGAAAGAAUAUAAAAUACAUCUAGAUUCUUAUAGUUGCUAUUAUUUUUUGAACAGGGCCUAUUAUCUCAGUAUCUAGGAGAUGACCAAGUGGGUGAGUCAGAAUAGAAAAGAAUUUGUAAAAAUAGCAAUAGAAUGUUCUGUUCUGCACAGGACAACACAUUCUUUUCAUAUCAAUAAACAUUCAGUGUUUUAAUACACUCUAUUUUUACAAGCUUUCAUUGUUUUUAAUAUAAUGUAAGCAUAUUAUUUUGUUUGCCUGUAUUAGUUUUCCAGAAACUAAAAUAGCAAAACCUUUUUAAUGUGGCAUUUGUUGACUAGAUUAUAAUUAAGUUUGACUAGGUUAGUAUAUUUUAUAUGACUAAUUACUCCAGAAAAGAAUGAUUUUUAAAGUGAUUGCUGCCUGUAUCACAGCUUCCCCAAAUAGAACGACAAGGUCAGUUUUGGUUUUAGCAAUUAGGUUGUCGUCAUUUUAAAAUUGUCAAUUCCACUGUAAGAAGCAAGCAUUCAUCAAUUUAAUACAGUUUUCUCUUUGCUUUAGUGUCUUAUAUAGGUGCACAAGUGAUAGCACACGUAGCUUUCAGAAAGCCUGCACUGCCUGACAGACAUCCUUUUCUCUGAAACAUUCCCCAUCCUGUUUCACCACACACUCGCACUGUAGGGCCAGCCUUCAGCCUCUUCUCCGUUACUGAAACAGACAUGGUGACUGUUUGCCAUGAAUUUUGUUAGUUUAACAAUACAACUUAUGUAUCCCCC